AUCUUUUUACCUUUUUUUCCAUUCAUCCCCCAAUCAUGCCUUCGACUGAUUACCACCGCCUGUCCGAAGACCUGGAAAAUAUUUCAAUCACAAACGACGACAAGUAUGAGCCGCCAAAGAAGAAGUCCCGCGUGAAGCGCGUCUGUGGUGUGCUGGCCGCUGGGCUGGGUUUGGGCCUUUACACGGCGGCCGUGCUCUACUACGCGCAGGAGGUCAUUCACAAGCCGUACUGCCCGAGGUUUGCGGCGAGCGAUACAGUGCACUUGUGGGACCAGAUUGGGUACAAGCCGGCAGGCUUCAACCCCGCCACGCCUCACCACUCCGACAGCUUCCUCGGCAAACCCAGCGCCGAGCUGGAUAGAAAUUGGCGCAAGCUCCUUCUUACUUUUUCGUCCCGCCUCCCCGAUUCCGAGGCACAAAAGCUGGGCGACUCCAACGACGCCAUUCCGUUUGACGACGGCAAGGGGGGCUAUGUCGGUGGUAUCGCCGUGGUGCAUAACCUGCACUGCAUUAACUACAUCUACCAGACCAUCCACGAAGAGUAUUACUUCCCCAAUAUAACCGACAAAGGAAAAGCAAAACAGCGAAGUCACCUCACACACUGCCUCCACCACCUGCUCGGAUCGUCCAAAUGCCAGGCUGAUAUGACGCCGGUGCUGCUUCACUGGUCAGCAGACGACUACAUUCCCGUCCUUAAGUGGGACGGCGUGCAGCGGUCCUGCGUGGAUUGGGAUCGGUUGAUGAGCUGGGGAGAAGAGCAUUCGAUGGUUCAUUCCGAGACAAUGUCGUCGGUUUCUCACAUGAAGCAUCCUAUUUUUCGGAAUUUCCUUGACGAAAAAGGCAGAUUCAUUCUGCACAACGUUGAAGGCGUUGUGGAUUUUGAGGAGUUUUCCCAGCGCGAGGAUUACAAGAAGUGGGCGCGGGAGCAGGGUAUCGGCACGGGCAAGGAGGAUGCUGAGAAGUUCUUGAAGGAAUCUGCCAGGAAGCGCAAUGAGCACCGGUACUAACUGGGUUCGUCGAAUUUCUUUUGAUAGUUAGUUGAUGGGGCUUGCGUCGAGUUGUUGCUCCACAACAGCAUAAGCUCAGUCUCAUCUGCUGUUAUGAGCAACUCGUGUGAAAAUAGUCAAAAGCAUGCGACAUAGG
Molecule: messenger RNA, 1143 nt
Organism: Pyricularia grisea
Lineage: Eukaryota; Fungi; Ascomycota; Sordariomycetes; Magnaporthales; Pyriculariaceae
Exons: 8
Coding region: 36-1007 (323 amino acids)
Biological process (GO): mycotoxin biosynthetic process
Source: RefSeq, a predicted model, not a curated record